Molecule: messenger RNA, 1418 nt
Organism: Sardina pilchardus (European sardine)
Lineage: Eukaryota; Metazoa; Chordata; Actinopteri; Clupeiformes; Clupeidae
Exons: 3
Coding region: 49-1182 (377 amino acids)
Source: RefSeq, a predicted model, not a curated record
GUCAGUCUUAUACUGCACACAGACAAACACUCUCAUACACUCGUCAGGAUGCCCACAAACGUCAACCAAACAGAGCACAACACAGGAGAGGAGAAGGGGCCCAAGUUCCUUGGAGGGAUGCUUCCUUUGAAGGAGCCUUACAAGACCAUGGCUAGAGUUGGGGGGCUCAUCGGCAUUGGGGGUGUGGUUGUAGCGGUAUGCCUAUGGCGACUUGAGGUCAUAUGCAUGCUUUUAGGGAUUGUGAAAGAGAUCUUCAGACCAAGUACCAAAUCCAUUCAAGACACAAUCAAGGGUGUGGUCCACGAAUUGGGAAAAUUGGUUGGACAUGUGGGUCCAAAUGAAGCAGCUGGUCAGACCUCUACCAACGAGGAGAAAGAAGUGAAGGCAGAAGACAACACCCCUACCAGUAAGGGGAAAGAAGUUAAGGCAGAAGAUAACACCCCUACCAGUAAGGGAAAAGAAGUUAAGGCAGAAAACAACACCCCUACCAAUAAGGGGAAAGAAGUAGAGGCAGAAAGAGUGCAGUCCAAUCAAGAAGAGAACAAGUGGAUAAAAGUAGCCAAACAGAAACUUGGUGGGAUAAUACAAUAUUCUGCUGAAAUUUUUUUGGUUGUGGGGUUUAGCACAGUGAUGUUUACAAGUGUAAUGGCGCAUGCUUUGACACUCGGAAGUUUAACAGUAGUCCCAGUGGUGCUUAAACUACUCAGUGGGGCAGAUGAAUCCAAGUAUUUGGCCGAAUUUAAAGAAAUAGUCAAUACAUUUGUGAACAAUGUUCAGAUAGGAUGUAAGACACUGCUCACACUGUUAACGAGAAUUGUAGGAGAAGACAUAGCAGCAAAAGUGGAGGCUGAGUAUGGUUGCACCAGGGGGGGAGCAAUUGGUGGAGCUGUAGGCGGAACUAUUAGCGGGGCAGCGUUCACGUUCUUGACAGUGAUACAUCCAAUCUUCGGACAGGCGGUUGGCGGCGCACUUGGGGCUACUAUUGGUUGGAUAAUCGGCAAAGGAUUCACCUUAAACAGCCUGAAGGAACAGGGGCUAACAACAGACAAAUGGCAUGCAGGAGCAUUAGCUGGUGCUUUAGGAGGGAGCAUUGGGGCAUUUUAUGGCUUCAUGAAGGGAGGUGUUAUUGGAGGUUUAGCUGGAGGUAUGAUUGGCAUGAUGGGAGAUAAAUACCUUAAAUGAUGCAUUGAGGUUGUUUCCUGUUCUGGAGUUCUGUCAGACUACAGACUGUUUCGCAGUGUAGCAGAAACAAUGGGCUAGGGGUUACUGAUGUGGUUUUGAUGUACUGCUGUACUCUACUGAAGUUGUAAUCCAUUUGAUCAUCUUGAUCUAAUAAUUGUAUAUUAUAAAACGUACAGUUUAAAAUUGAAUUGCCGUCUAAAAUGUGUAUUAAGUAUAAUUCAGUGUUUGUCUUUUAU